Molecule: messenger RNA, 1476 nt
Organism: Arachis duranensis
Lineage: Eukaryota; Viridiplantae; Streptophyta; Magnoliopsida; Fabales; Fabaceae
Exons: 2
Coding region: 1-1476 (491 amino acids)
Source: RefSeq, a predicted model, not a curated record
AUGAUUGUGUUUGCAUGGAAUGUGCGUGGAAUUGCUAAUAGAGCAACUGUUCGAGCUCUUAAGGAAUAUAGGAGAAUGUAUAGACCAGACUGCUUCUUCUUGUUUGAAACCCGAUGUAGUGGAGAAAAGGCAAGGGAGGUUAUCCGAGAGUUGGGGUUCCAAUUUGCUGUGGUGGAAGAUGCGGCGGGGUUUAGCGGAGGUAUAUGGGUUCUUUGGGAAGAUGCCAAUCUGGAUAUAAGAUUAAGGGAAUCCCAUCAUCAGUAUAUCCACCUGAGUGUUGAUAGAGUAGAGUGGGGGAGCUGUCUAUUGACCGCCAUAUAUGCAAGUCCUCAAGAGAGGCACAGAGCUACUUUGUGGAAGAAACUUCAGAAAGGAGGGGAGCGUGAGGGGCAGAACAAGGUGUUCAAGAGACUGGAUAGGGGUCUUGCUAAUAUUGAAUGGAGAACAACCUUUCCUGAUGGCCGCAUCGAAGUUUUGCCUAGAGUGAGGUCUGAUCACCACCCCUUGUUAGCAAGAUUUGUACCAUCUAGAGUAGAUGUUGGUGAGAAACCUUUCAGAUAUGAAACUAUGUGGGAAACUCACCCAAAUUUUAACCAUUAUGUAAAGGAAGCCUGGCCAAAAGAGCAACAACUCCCUGAGGCGCUUAGCACCCUCACCCACCUCUUAAAGGAGUGGAAUAAGAGUGUGUUUGGUGACGUUAAUAGGAGAAAAAGGAGGGUAAUGAGAAGACUUGAAGGCAUUCAACAAGCUAGGGAGUAUGGACGUAUUCCGUUUUUCGAUAAAUUGGAAAAAGAGCUUACGGAAGAGCUAGAACUAAUUCUUGAACAAGAAGAAGUGAUGUGGCAGCAAAGAUCUAGACAAAAGUGGAUAACUGAUCGGGAUAGGAACACACGGUUUUACCAUUUGAAGACCGUUCAAAGAAGGAGGAAGAAUAGGAUAUGUAAAUUGAAAGGAGAGGAUGGAAGAUGGUGCGAAGAUAUGGAGGAUCUGAAGCAUAAGGCCAUCUCGUAUUUCAAAAGAAUUUACAACAAAGAUUGGAUGGAGGAGCCGAUUAAAAUCACAGGUGGAACUUACCCUCCGAUCCAUGAGGAUGAUGUAAGAAGGUUGAGUGCACCCCUUUCAAAUGAAGAAAUAAAGGCAGCUCUUUUCAACAUUGGAUCUUUGAAAGCCCCGGGAGAGGACGGUUAUCCAGCACACUUCUUUAAAGAACAGUGGAAAGUGAUAAGAGAGUCCUUUAUGGAAUUCAUACAAAAGUUGUGGCAGGAUCCUAGCUCUGUCAAACUUGUUAAUCAAACACUAAUAGUUCUCAUCCCAAAGAUUCAGCAACCAGAAUAUUUGAAACAAUUUCGGCCUAUAGCACUAUGUAAUGUGGUGUAUAAGUGCUUAUCAAAGAUAGUAGUCAAUCGAAUAAAACCAACAUUGGUCAAUAGAAUAGCACCAUUUCAGUCCAGUUUUGUUCAAGGGAGACUCAUUUAG